Molecule: messenger RNA, 627 nt
Organism: Phycomyces blakesleeanus NRRL 1555(-)
Lineage: Eukaryota; Fungi; Mucoromycota; Mucoromycetes; Mucorales; Phycomycetaceae
Exons: 6
Coding region: 1-627 (208 amino acids)
Source: RefSeq, a predicted model, not a curated record
AUGGCGUACGAUUUUGUUUAUAAGAAACAUAGGGGUUGGUUCAAUACCAACAGUUGCACACGAUUUUUUUGGAGGACGCUGGUAAUCACGCUCGAUUCGAUGAUUACACUCGUAAGAUUUCUGAUAGAUGUCGAACAGAAGAUAAUCUGGAUGCUUAUGAGCAGCAGGGUGCGGGUGAAGAUCUCUACAAACAUAUUAAACACUGGAGCAAAGGCAGUGUGGAUGGUGGUCCAAGUUCCGAAAGAAUUGUCGUCAAUUGGUUGUCCAACCAAGUCAACUACGAUUGAUGGGAAGGAAACGAUCAUAAUGGUGCCACCAAGAUUGCUCUUUGUUCAGAAAUCAGGCGCAUCCUUAUGGCAAACCGUAUUCUCCACCGCUCAAUCCAAGACAUUCGGGGAAGAAUAUCCUACUUUCAUAAAAAGGCUCAAACAUACCUUGGGACAACAAGGUCGGUCUCAACCUGAGAUUAGUACCAUUAUUACAGAGAAAACAAAAGUCAUAUUUGUCUACUUUGAUGAGUUUUAUCUGACAAUUGGUCAACGACCAUCAAUUGUAUGUCUUAGACUUUCAAAGUUGGGAUGUAUUGGCCUAUUUACAACGGAGUUUACCCGGUUUUUACGAUAUUGA